Bicyclus anynana (squinting bush brown) is the source of this 1748-nucleotide messenger RNA. Its product is annotated as lysophospholipid acyltransferase 7-like. Bases 73 to 1425 code for a protein of 450 amino acids. The record is from RefSeq and is a predicted model, not a curated record. Gene Ontology annotation, cellular component: membrane; mitochondria-associated endoplasmic reticulum membrane contact site. Lineage: Eukaryota; Metazoa; Arthropoda; Insecta; Lepidoptera; Nymphalidae. Gene Ontology annotation, molecular function: lysophospholipid acyltransferase activity. Gene Ontology annotation, biological process: phosphatidylinositol biosynthetic process; lipid modification. The transcript is spliced from 7 exons.
AGCACCUGUUUCCCCAUUUUUGUUUUCAUAUUCUUAUUAUAUAUUAUAUCAAUAAUAGCCACGUGAAUAAAAAUGCUUGUAUCUGGCAUUGUAUAUUACACAUCAUUGCUUGUGUGCAUAUCCCUUGGUAGUAAUUACAAGAAGAUCGUCGAUAUCAAUAUGAAACGCAACUACGGCACCGGUCUGGGUAUUUUGUUGAUGUGUCUGAUUUGUGGCACCUCCGUAAUCUACUCCAUGCUGAUGGUUUGGGGAAAUAUAAUUAUUAUUAAAUGUUGCGAUCGCCGCUUCAUGCAUCAGCUAAGCUUUACAUUCACAUGGAUGCUUUUGUGUUACGUGCAUUUAAACAUAACGAAUAUUUACGUGAUAUGGUUGCACCAAACCUUGGCAUUGAAGCUCGUCGGACUGGCAUUUGAAAUGUGCGCCGCCCAAAUGAGGAGCGAUACAAAAAGUGUAGGCGCUUCCAAAGCAAAUGAUACUGACACUACACCGGAACCAACUGCCAUUGAUAUUAUUUCGUAUGCAUACUUCUUCAUUGGACUUCAUAAAGGUCCAUAUUACAGGUGGAAAAUAUUUCACGACCAUUUCCACGAAUCAUUUGGAAUGCUCGGUGAUUGUACAAUCGUCACUGAGCAAAAACUUAAGAAAACGUUAAUAUGCGCACUCGGGUAUUGGGCUCUAAAUUAUAAAUAUUCCAAAGAUUUGUACUUCGACGACGCAUUCUACAAUAUAUUCAGUGCGGAGGUGCGUUACUUGUACAACCUGCCACAUCUGACCAUGUACUUCCUCCGCCACCAGGCGGUGAUGAUGAUGUGCACCAGCGUGUUCACGGAGACCGGCUUCGGAGUGUACCCGGCCAAGUGCAACCCUCUGCCGGGCUACGGACCCUCGGCUAGACUGAGUUUCCUUGAUGUGGCCGCCAAUUCAACGAAAGCGGCGUUAGAAGAGGAGUACAACUUCUCUAUGAUCAAAUGUUACAAUAACGAAGGGGUGAUCAUGGGGCCUAAAAUGAGAGACACCAUGCGCGGCUGGGACAUGCCCACUCGGUAUUGGUUCUGGGCGUAUAUAGAGAAAUCCCUUGUGAAGUCCAAUAAGGAAGUUAGAAGUGCAUUUUCUCUACUGACAUGGACAAUAUGGGCGGGCCCCUCGAUACCUCGUUUCAUUAUUGGUGUCACGUUGUGGGUGUAUGUACAUCUGGAGGCAGAGUACGCCAGUCUAUACGAUACGUCGGGCUCUAUGAAAAUGCCAUGGGACAUUGGGUUCUCAAUCAUGCGAUUGUUCUGUUUACUGUACCUGACACCAUGUUUCGUUCUACAGAACACCACAGCCGUGAUGAGGUACUACUAUUCUAUAUUCUGGGUGUUUCAUAUAAUUCUAUUUAUUUUGAUGCUCAGUUCAAUUUACCUUCAAAGCAAAGCUAAAUCAUGAGUGGACUGUUUUUUAAACCGAUUUAUGUGGUUCAGGCAUGAUGAAUAUAUUUUUUUGUUGUGUACCUUGUUUUAUUAGACAACUUUUAAAAACAACAAAAGUUUCAACAUAAAGGUUGAAAUUUUUGUACGUGCUGUAUCUAAUUUAUUAUUUGAUGGCCGAAUGGCGCAGUGAGUGGGUAGUGACCAAAGUAGUGGGCUUUCUGCAUCCAGGAACGUAGGUUCAAUUCCCACAACACCACACAAAUUAUUUGUAAUCAGCAUCGAUGUAUAACAGUAUCUCAUAAAAAGUAUUUAUGUAUUAUCUAAUAAUAGUAAGUUCAG